Drosophila melanogaster (fruit fly) is the source of this 912-nucleotide messenger RNA. RefSeq lists its product as uncharacterized. The transcript is spliced from 2 exons. The coding region runs from base 110 to 832 and encodes 240 amino acids. The record is from RefSeq and is marked reviewed. NCBI's taxonomy places the organism in Eukaryota, Metazoa, Arthropoda, Insecta, Diptera, Drosophilidae.
GUUUCCUCCUUCAUAUAUAUAUACUUCGAUAUUUCAGUUUUCCGUUUGAAUCAGGCGAAGCAAGUCACAAAGCAUUAUACACUUUUUCUAGAAUUCAGUAAUCCUCGACAUGUAUAUGGUUUGUGACGGAUUGAACAGCCCCAGGCUGCAGGGAGGAAAGGAAGCGGAAGCGGAUGGGAGUCAGUGGCCGUUUCCGGACAAGUACCACAUGAGGAACACCCGGAUCCUUCAGGUGUCAAAGGCUCAAAUCAGCGAGGUGCCCAUGGAGGUAUUCGAGGCAGCUCAGCAGGAGCUAGUGAAUAUCGUGAGCUUGGAUGGCAACAGGUUGCUCGAGAUGCCCAAAGAUCUGCCCUUGCUCUCCGAGCACCUCACCCAGUUGGUCCUGAACAAAAACCAGAUCUCCUUCGUUCCCACCAACAUCUCGCAGUACUCGAAGUUGACUAACCUGAGCCUCUCCAACAAUCUUCUGUGCGACUUGCCCAUGGAGUUGGGCGGACUGCGGCUGCUCCGCAAUCUGGACAUCUCCCACAAUCGCUUCCGCCAGUUGCCACGCUGCAUCUACGAGCUAGAGAGACUGGAAACCUUGUCGGCCCACGACAACCAGAUCCGUGCCAUCGAUGCUAGUGAAUCGGGCCUGGGCGGAAUGCGGGAACUGAAGAGAUUGAACUUGGGAAACAAUGACAUCCAAAUAGUGCCGCCGAUCUUGGGCAAAAUGCAGAAUCUCGUGGAAUUGGAGCUGUGGGGAAAUCCCUUCCGCCAGCCCCGCCACCAGAUUCUAUCGAUGGGGACUCCGGCGCUGCUCAGCUACUUGCGCACCCGCAUUCCUAUAUAAAUCAUAUAUUAUUUAUUAUUAAUUCAAAUCAAAUUUCAAAGUAUUGCCAAAUAAAUUGACAGCAGUGCAGUUUAGCCCCU